AAAUAAAGUAAUGUUAGUUGUUUUUUUUAAUGAAACACGUAAUUCUUGUAAUUUGCAGAAUAUUCCCAGAUGUAAAUAUGACUAGAAUGAAUACAUGGAAUGAAUUUUUGGAUCGUUAUUGCUGCCCUUAUUUACUGGAACCUACAGAGCCAUUAUUUCGAAGAGUGGGAAAUAUGUUUAUUACUGAGUUAAUUGCAGAAUUUGGGACUGACCACUUUUAUAAUUGUGAUACUUUUAAUGAAAUGGUCCCUCAGUCUGAAGACUUGGUGUAUCUAAGAAAUGUUGGUGCUGCAAUUUUUGAAGCAAUUUCUUAUGUAGAUCCCCAAGCUAUCUGGCUACUUCAGGGCUGGCUGUUUGUUAAUGAAGCUACUUUUUGGAAUCAGAACCGAGUUCAAGCCUUUGUCACCAGUGUACCACUAGGUAGAAUGAUAGUGUUGGAUUUGCAAUCAGAGCUUAUUCCACAAUAUGGUCGUCUUGAUUCAUACUUUGGUCAGCCUUUUAUAUGGUGUAUGCUUCACAAUUUUGGAGGUACAUUGGGUCUGUACGGUGCUGCUGAGAAUAUUAACUCAGGUAUUUUUAAUGCUCGAUCUAUGAAUGGAAGUACCAUGGUUGGAAUUGGGCUUACACCUGAAGGCAUUAAUCAGAAUUAUGUUGUGUAUGAUCUUGUUCUUGAUUUAACGUGGAGGACUGAACCUGUAAAUUUAACUUUAUGGUUUUCUUCAUACGUUCACAGACGAUAUGGUCACACUACCGCUGAUGUGGAUAAGGCUUGGCAGUUUCUCAAGUCUGGUGUGUAUAAUUUUACUGGUUUACGUCGUGUACGUGGCAAAUACAUUAUAUGUCGAAGACCAACACUUCGCCUCAAGCCUUGGUAUUGGUAUAAUACAACUGAACUGAAAUUGGCAUGGGAUGGUUUUGUAAAUGCAGCUUCAGAACUCGGCUCCUCUCCUUUAUUUCAACAUGAUUUAGUUGAUGUAACUCGCCAGGCUUUGCAAGUACUGGGUGAUGGGCUGUACACACAAAUUGUUCGUGGCUUUCAGAAGAAGAAUUUACCCUUUUAUCAAGAAAAUGUUGACAUGUUUCUACAACUACUUGAAGAUAUAAAUGAAAUUUUAGGAACAAAUAAACAGUUUCUUCUUGGUGUUUGGUUAAACAAUGCAAAAAGGAGAGCUACAUAUUCAGUAGAACGCAUUAUUUAUGAAUUUAAUGCUAGGAAUCAAAUUACAUUGUGGGGUCCUCUAGGAGAAAUCAGGGAUUAUGCAACUAAACAGUGGUCAGGUGUUGUAUCAGAUUAUUAUUAUCCUCGCUGGGAAUUGUUUUUUGAUUUUCUACAUCUCAGCCUUAUAACCAAGACUCCAUUUAAUCAGACUCAUUUUGCUAUAAGAGUCUUUGAAACUGUAGAAGAACCAUUUACAUUGGAUAAUAGUUCCUACCCGGAUGCGCCUCAAGCAAUAUUGCCACAUAUGAACAAUUUACCUGUAUCUACCACUAGUGAUGAAGCACAAACAGCUGCAGCAAAAGCUGUAGCCCAAAGGCUUUUGAAUAGAAAGGCAGCCCUUUUUAUUAUUAAAGUUAAUAAGACCAUUAGUCAUGAUAAUAAGGAUACAUUUCAGGUGGUAAAAGACACAGCUACAGGAAAAGUGAAUAUUACAGGAAGCUCUGGAGUUUCGGCAUGUUGGGGUUUACAUCAUUAUUUGAAACAUUAUUGUAAUUGUCAUAUCUCUUGGGAUGGAGAUCAACUGCUUUUACCUGAAGAACUACCAGACAUAUCUAUUUCUGUGUCUGCUUUGGAUUUGUAUCGUUACUAUCAAAAUGUUGUUACUACUAGUUACAGUUUUGUAUGGUGGGAUUGGAAUCGUUGGCAAAGGGAAAUAGAUUGGAUGGCUCUAAAUGGAAUAAACAUGGCUCUUGCCUUCACAGGACAGGAAGCAAUUUGGGAACGUGUCUACCUCAAAUUAAAUUUAACACAAAAAGACAUUGAAGAGCACUUUUGCGGGCCAGCAUUUCUUGCCUGGUGUCGAAUGGGAAAUAUUAGAGGGUGGGGUGGUCCUUUGCUUUCAGACUGGCAUCUCAAUUCAUUACAAUUACAACACAGUAUUCUUCAAAGUAUGCGGGACCUGGGUAUACUGACAAUUUUACCUGCAUUUGCUGGACAUGUACCAAAAGCUUUUAAAAGUCCUUAUUUACUGGAACCUAAAGAGCCAUUAUUUCGAAGACUGGGAAAUAUGUUUAUUAAUGAAUUAAUUGCAGAAUUUGGGACUGACCACUUUUAUAACUGUGAUACUUUUAAUGAAAUGGUCCCUCAGUCUCAAGGCUUGGUGUAUCUAAGAAAUGUUGGUGCUGCAAUUUUUGAGGCAAUUUCUGAUGUAGAUCCUCAAGCUAUCUGGCUACUUCAGGGCUGGCUGUUUGUUAAUCAAGCUUCUUUCUGGAAUCGCGACCGAGUUCAAGCCUUUGUCACCAGUGUACCACUUGGUAGAAUGAUUGUAUUAGAUUUGCAAUCAGAGCUUAAUCCACAAUACAGUCGUCUUGAUUCAUAUUUUGGUCAACCUUUUAUAUGGUGUAUGCUUCACAAUUUUGGUGGUACAUUGGGUCUGUAUGGCGCUGCUGAGAAUAUUAACUCUGGUAUUUUUAAUGCUCGAUCUAUGAAUGGAAGUACCAUGACUGGAAUUGGACUUACGCCUGAAGGCAUUAAUCAGAAUUACGUUGUGUUUUCUUCAUAUGCAAUCAGACGAUAUGGUCACACUACCACUGAUGUGGAUAAAGCUUGGCAGUUUCUCAAGUCUGGAGUGUAUAAUUUUACUGAUUUACAUCGUGUAGAUGGCCAAUACAUUAUAUGUUUGCGACCAACACUUCAUUUCAAGCCUUGGUAUUGGUAUAAUACAACUGAACUGAAAUUGGCAUGGGAUGGUUUUGUAAAUGCAGCUUCAGAACUCGGCUCCUCUCCUUUAUUUCAACAUGAUUUAGUUGAUGUAACUCGCCAGGCUUUGCAAGUGCUGGGUGAUGGACUGUACACACAAAUUGUGCGUGGCUUUCAGAAGAAGAAUUUACCCUUUUAUCAAGAAAAUGUUGACAUGUUUCUACAACUACUUGAAGAUAUAAAUGAAAUUUUAGGAACAAAUAAACAGUUUCUUCUUGGUGUUUGGUUAAACAGUGCAAAAAGGAGAGCUACAUAUUCAGUAGAACGCAUUAUUUAUGAAUUUAAUGCUAGGAAUCAAAUUACAUUGUGGGGUCCUCUAGGAGAAAUCAGGGAUUAUGCAACUAAACAGUGGUCAGGUGUUGUAUCAGAUUAUUAUUAUCCUCGCUGGCAAUUGUUUUUUGAUUUUCUACGUCUAAGCCUUAUAACCAAGACCCCAUUUAAUGAGACUCAUUUUGCUAUAAGAGUCUUUGAAACUGUAGAAGAACCAUUUACAUUGGAUAAUAGAAAUAGUGUUGAAGUGGCCCGACGAUUACAUUCUUUUUGGCGUAACAGUUCAGUUUGGUCAGAGCUUAAUACAGAAAUAGAAAUAAAGAAUUGUAAAGAAGAUUUAGAACCACAUAGCAUUCUUGUUCUACUUCUUGUCCCUCAGGCAUUAAACCUGUUUGUCUGUUGUGGUGUUAUUCUAGUUUAAAAAGAAUUUUACAACCCUUUUCUGGCAGUAAUGUGGCAACUAUAUUUUCACCAUGCUGCCCUUUAUGAAAUGAGCUGAUUAUUAUUUUAAGGAUUGAUUAGUGUUUUUCUCUAAAGCACAUGAAAGAAAUCAUGGUAUUGAGAUAUUUUAAAAAUUACCCUUUUGUGAUAUAUAUAUUGAUACUAAAACAAACACUUAUUCCUACAUUAUUUUUCAGACCAAUUAAAAAGUCCCUAAAUAGUUAAGGAAUGUAAUCCUAUGCAAUUAGUUUAAGGACUUUUGUAUCUCAAAGUUCAUUUUCUGAUUUUAUUUACCAAUUUGUAAACAUAUUUAAAUAGGUUUGAUAUUCUCUCAUAUGGAAAGUGUUUUAACAUCAAGACACAGAAGAGCUAGUAAAAUGUAUAGUGUAUGCUAUAUUCUUAAGAAAUUGGAUAUUCUGUGGGCACAAGUAGUGUGCCUCUAUCCACAACAAUGAUUUUUAUAAAAUAAAUUUUAAAAAAUAAUAAAAAGAAAAGAAACAUGAUGUUGCAGAUAUUGAUGGUCAAAAAAUGUUUUGUUAGUUGUUAAUUUGUUAAUUGUUCCUCCUGUAAUGAUUUACCAUUUCCUAUUGUUAUAUUCUGAUUGAUGCAUUAUUCUUGUAAUCAAAAUGUGAUUUUUUUCCUAACAUUUUGCUAAAAGUAUAAAAGCACAGUCACCAUGCCUUGCAAUUUUUAAGUGUAAUGCGAAUGAGAAUCUUGAAAAAAAUACAAAAUUUUUUCUUGUUUACUAUCUCAUAUUGUAUAUACUGUUUAAUAUUGUUUGGCUACAUAUAUCCCUUUUAUAGUGUUCAAGAGCUGUAAUUGUAAAGAAAACAAUACAAAACAAAUGUUGUUUGUCAAUUAAAUCAAAUUAAAAAAUUGUUUAUAACAGUGCCUGUUUUUUCUUGAAAUGAUUUUAUAUUAUUAACUGUUUCAAAGUAAAGUUUUUUGAGGGA
This is a messenger RNA of Gryllus bimaculatus (two-spotted cricket), 4581 nucleotides long. NCBI's taxonomy places the organism in Eukaryota, Metazoa, Arthropoda, Insecta, Orthoptera, Gryllidae. The record is from the annotation of a GenBank genome assembly.